GUUAUAUGGAAACAAUAACAUUACUGAAUGCGAGUGUUUGUUAAAGGUGAUAUUGGAAAAAUGAAUAGUAAAGGUGUCAAAAUAGUUCAUAUUGAAAAAAAAUUAUGUUUUUUUUCAAUUAAAUGGUAUAGUUGGUAUUGGAAAAUGAAGCUUGCGAGGAGGAAGAGUUUGCUCUUCCCCACCAAUUCAGACAAUGGAGAAGUCAUGUGAGACUUUCUGGAAAUGGGGCAAUGCGCGCAUUUGUCAAAUUCCAGAAGCCCAGCCCAUGCAGUUGGUGAAUGUGGGUACUGGCCAAACACCCCCUGCAAGUCAUACGACAGUUUCUGGAAAUGGGGAAAUGCUCAGAAGAAGAUGGCAUUUGUCAAAACCAGUUCUCCAAUUGACUGCCAAUCACAUGCUGAUGUUUUCUUCAUUUGUAUUUAAUGAAUGUCGAAUGUCUAAUGCAGAAGCCCAGCCCAUGCAGUUGCUGAAUGAAGAAGCGAGGAAUUUGGGUACUGGCCAAAUACCCCCUUCUGAAUUCAUUUGCUGCACUUAACAUGUUGGCUGCAGUAGCUGCUUGUGUGCUGCAAAACGGUUUUAAUUGUUGCAUGGUUCUUCAAUGUGUAGUCCCUCAUGUUCAUGUUCCGAGAUUCAAGAGAGGUCAUAAUGAUAAGAUCAAGUAGCAGUCCCUCAUAAUCAUAUUCCCACAUUCAAAAGAGCUCCAAGUAUUCAGAUUUUGUUUUGCAUUAGUACUAAACGUAUGGAAGGGUUGAUUCAAUAAGAUAAAUUAAUUUUAAAUGAUUUUA
Cryptomeria japonica (Japanese cedar) is the source of this 785-nucleotide messenger RNA. RefSeq lists its product as uncharacterized. The transcript is spliced from 2 exons. Bases 194 to 535 code for a protein of 113 amino acids. The record is from RefSeq and is a predicted model, not a curated record. NCBI's taxonomy places the organism in Eukaryota, Viridiplantae, Streptophyta, Pinopsida, Cupressales, Cupressaceae.